AUGGAAACAGAUCUGGAAGAGGAAACAGACCUGAAAAAGAAUCAACCAAAGAACUACAUAGAUCUAGCUCGAUCCCUCUUCUAUUYUGAACAACUUGACUUUGUAACAUUAUCACUUUCUACCCUUAUCAGUCACUUUUCUGUCAAAAUAAGGACAAUAAUUAAGAUAACAAGAAAUCACACAAACCUUCCUCCUUCCCCUCCUUCUUUCCCCAUUUUCGGCCAUUUCCAUCUUAUCAAAGACCCAUUGCAUAGAGUUUUGCAGAAACUUAGUCUCAAAUAUGGUCCAGUUUUCACCCUUCGAUUUGGGUCAUACCCAGUUCUUAUUCUAUCCUCACCAUCCACCCUUGAAGAAUGUUUCAUGCAAAACGAUGUUUUGGAAGAUCGGCCACGUUUAAUCACCGGAAAGUUCAUGAAAUAUGAUUACACCUCCAUUAUCCCCGCCCCUUUUGGCCCAUAUUGGCGGAAGCUCCGCCGCAUCACCACCAUUGAACUCUUCUCGAUUACCCGUCUCAACACUUAUGUGGAUAUCAGACAAGAUGAAAUACGAUCAUUAAUAAAAACCCUAUUUCUGGAAUCUGUUGAUCAUGAUGAUUUCACGAAAGUGGGAUUCAGAUCAAAGCUGCAAGAUAUGUCGUUUAAUAUCAUCAUGAGGAUUGUUUCUGGGAAACGAAACUUUGGUCCUGAACUUGAUGAUUUGAAGGAGGCAGUUAACUUUCAAGAUAUGAUCAGGGAGAUCUCGAAAGUUGGUGGGGGUUUGUAUUUAUCAGAUCAUUUUCCGUUCUUUCGGUGGAUCGAUUUCCAGAGUAUGAAGAUGACAUUAUUGAGAUUAAAGGUGAAAAGUGAUGCAUUCUCGGAUGAAUAUGGCAAAAAACAUGGGGUUUCUAACAAGAAAUUGAUGGAUGCCAUGCUUUCUUUGCAUGAAUCAGAGCCUGAAAGUUACCCAGAUCAGAUACUCAAGGGAAUUAUGUUGACAAUAUUACUUGUGGGUACAGAUACUUCUGCAGUUACGAUAGAAUGGGCUAUGUCACUUCUCCUAAACCAUCCACACGUUUUACAAAAAGCUAGAUUCGAGGUUGAUGAACACGUAGGACAAGACCACAUGAUACAGGAACACGAUCUUCAUAAACUACGAUACUUACAAAACAUAGUAAACGAGACUCUAAGAUUAUUUCCCACAAGCCCCCUCUUCGUGCCACACGAGUCCUCGAAAGAUUGCACCAUCGGAGGCUAUAGCAUACCACGUGGCACGAUGUUAUUGGUGAACACAUGGGCCAUCCAUCGGGACCCAAAGGUCUGGGAUGACCCCACAAGUUUUAGGCCAGAAAGAUUUGAGAAGCCAGUUGGAGAAGGGUAUAAUUAUAUACCAUUUGGAAUGGGAAAAAAGCAAUGCCCUGGAGCUGGCUUUGCGAAUAGAGAGGUUGGAAUGGCUUUAGCAGCCAUGGUUCAAUGUUUUGAGUGGAAAAGGGUUAGUGAGAAGAUGGUGGACUUGAAUGAAGCUAAAGGGUUAACCAUGCCAAAAAAUGAGCCAUUAGAGGCCAUGUGUAGAACAAGAGAAAGUAUGGUUAAUGUGCUCUCAAAACUAUAA
Messenger RNA from Cynara cardunculus var. scolymus (artichoke), 1587 nucleotides. RefSeq names its product cytochrome P450 81E8-like. The record is from RefSeq and is a predicted model, not a curated record. The transcript has 4 exons. Gene Ontology annotation, molecular function: oxidoreductase activity, acting on paired donors, with incorporation or reduction of molecular oxygen; heme binding; monooxygenase activity. The coding region runs from base 1 to 1587 and encodes 528 amino acids. Lineage: Eukaryota; Viridiplantae; Streptophyta; Magnoliopsida; Asterales; Asteraceae.